UGAUGCCGACAGACGCUAGUGAGGAAGGGCACCACCGUAAGCCAGUGCGCAGGCCCCGUCUUUCCUAUAUGGUAAUUAAGAGCAAUAUAUCGUCCCAUAUAGGCCUAAAAACUACAGGUUUAACUACAGGAUCGACUUCAAAAUCCUCAUGCUUGCAUUUAAAAAACAUGAAUGGAUUAAGCCGCACAUACAUCAGUGACCUCAUCUCAAUCAGCGAGCCACCAUGCACUCUCCGCUCUAGGCACUCCCUACUGCUUCAAGUCCGUAAGACACGUCUCCGAACUAAGCGGGACCGAGCCUUCUGCUUGCUCCCUUGCCCCUCGCCUAUGGAAUGCUCUCCCUGACCAUCUGAGAGCCGCUACAUCACUCGAAACUUUUAAAACUGGCUGCAAAACCCACUUCUACAGACUGUAUUUUUCAUAGUCCUGGUCCCAUUCUAAAAUGUAUUUAGCACCUAGCCCACUAUUGGUAUUUUACCUGCCUUGAUUCGAAAUGUACUGUAUGUUUUUUUUUAUUGUAUAUAUAUAUAUAUAUAUAUAUAUUAAAUGUUUUCCUCAGUAGAGCUUUGAGAUAACUCUGUAAUGAAAAGCGCUAUAGAAAUUAAAUGUAGCCUAUUAUUAUUAUAAUUGAUCUACACAUGGAUUCCCUUAUUGCUCUAUCAGGUAAGUGGACCUAUGCUAUGGCUUAAAAACAAAAAAAUAGCAUACAACUGCUAGAUAAAUGGAUUUGAGUGUAAUGUGCUCCUGUCAUUGUGCUCCCAGUUAGGUCGUGUGGUCAGGAACCCAGACUUUGAACCCAGACAGAGUGUGUCCAGAAACAGGAACAGGAAUAGGAGACCUCAGGUGAGUAUGACAUCAACAGGUGUUCUGCAGCCCAUCCCUGAGAACCGAGACCCAGUGGAACAGAGCCCGAGACCACCAUCACCUGAGAGGGCCUUCAUCAACCUGCAGCCACACACACAGGUAGGACUCUAGUCCUGCAGCAUUACAUACUAGUUUAUGUGUGUGUGUGUGUGUUUCACUGUGUUCGUCAACUAUAAUGUGGCUAUAACUAGUCUCCUGAGUGGCGCAGUGGUCUAAGGCACUGCAUCGCAGUGCUAGCUGUGCCACUAGAGAUCCUGGUUCGAAUCCAGGCUCUGUCGUAGCUGACCGGGAGACCCAUGGGGUGUGGCACAAUUGGCACAGCGUUGUGUAGGGGAGGGAAUGGCUGGCAGGGGAUGUAGAGCAUGGCGUUUGCAAUGCCAGGGUUGUGGGUUCGAUUCCCACAGUGGGUAUGAAAAAGACAAAUAAAUAAAAUAAUGUAUUCACUAACUGUGAGUCGCUCUGGAUAAGAGCGUCUACUAAAAUGUAAAAUAACUAUUUGCAUAAUACCAUAGGAAUGUGUAUGAUUGAGUCUUUCUUUAUUCUUAUGUUAUAUCUGAAAAAUCUCAAAUGCUCUCUCUCGAUUAGCUUGACCAACAAGGAGCGUUAUCCCACUCUGAAGAGAUGAGAGAGAAAACCAACCCACUCUCUGGGAUCCAUGACCUGGUAAGUGACCUGUGUUUUCACUGUAACUUUUUGUCUUAGAAGUGACGUAGAACAGGGGUAGACAACCAAAUUAAGCCGCAGGCUGAUUUUGGUCGGAGAAGAUGGUCGGGGGUCCUCAACAUAAUUAUAAUAUAAUUUGUACACUGCAAACUGACCACAACUAAACCCAACAAGCGAUUGUAUUUGAAAAUAACAGUAAUUUCAUACUUUGAUUACAUUGAGACACGAUCAAGUCUCUUAUUUUAUUCGUGGGAAUACUUGGGAACAAAUUCCCUGAAUUAAACUCAUUUUUAGCUGAAUUCCUGAUGAUUUUACACCAUUUUUUAGCAAAAACUAAACUACCUGUUGCCGACCCCUGUCGUAGAAGGAGUCAAAGAUGAACACAGGUUGUGUGUGUGAAUGUGUGUGUGUGUGUGUUGAAUGAUGCAGACAGUCCUCCUGUGUGAGGAGAAGGAGAAAGAGAAGGCCCUGUUUGUUAAAGCCAGAGAGAGGACCAUGAGAUACUUGAAAGAGGAUCUGGCUUACUACCAUGAGAAGGUCACCAAAGACCUGGCAUCCCUAGGCCAGACCCUGGACAGAGCUCUGGUGCUGAAUCAGAGCGAAGAGGAAGCUAAGCUGGAGGAGAGGAUUGAUUUUGAAAGGAUGGUUAGGAGGUUUGGGAAGGGUGGAGAGAUUGAUGAGGCCAGUGCUAGAGGUUGCAGGAAGAAUAGACAGACAAAUAUCAAGACACCCGAAUGUAAAGAUGGUAAUGAAUGGGAGAAGAGCCGGCCAAACUAGUGAAGGUGGCAGAAGAGGAAGAGAGUAAAAGAGGUCAAAGAGCGAAGCCAGUGAAAAUUGACAAGGAGUUAGGUCCUGUGGUCAGGAACCCAGACUCUGAACCCAGACAGAGUGUGUCCAGAAACAGGAACAGGAAUAGGAGACCUCAGGUGAGUAUGACAUCAACAGGUGUUCUGCAGCCCAUCCCUGAGAACCGAGACCCAGUGGAACAGAGCCCGAGACCACCAUCACCUGAGAGGGCCUUCAUCAACCUGCAGCCACACACACAGGUAGGACUCUAGUCCUGCAGCAUUACAUACUAGUUUAUGUGUGUGUGUGUGUGUGUGUUUCACUGUGUUCGUCAACUAUAAUGUGGCUAUAACUAGUCUCCUGAGUGGCGCAGUGGUCUAAGGCACUGCAUCGCAGUGCUAGCUGUGCCACUAGAGAUCCUGGUUCGAAUCCAGGCUCUGUCGUAGCUGACCGGGAGACCCAUGGGGCGGCGCACAAUUGGCACAGCGUCGUGUAGGGGAGGGAAUGCUUGCAGGGGAUGUAGCUCAGUUUGUAGAGCAUGGCGUUUGCAAUGCCAGGGUUGUGGGUUUAAUUCCCACGGGGGGUAUGAAAAAGACAAAUAAAUAAAUAAAAAAUAAUGAAUGCACUAACUGUAAGUCGCUCUGGAUAAGAGCGUCUACUAAAAUGUAAAAUAACUAUUUGUAUAAUACCAUAGGAAUGUGUAUGAUUGAGUCUUAUGUUAUAUCUGAAAAAUCUCAAAUGCUCUCUCUCGAUUAGCUUGACCAACAAGGAGCGUUAUCCCACUCUGAAGAGAUGAGAGAGAAAACCAACCCACUCUCUGGGAUCCGUGACCUGUGUUUUCACUGUAACUUUUUGUCUUAGAAGUGACGUAGAACAGGGGUAGACAACCAAAUUAAGCCGCAGGCUGAUUUUGGUCGGAGAAGAUGGUCGGGGGUCCUCAACAUAAUUAUAAUAAUUUGUACACUGCAAACUGACCACAACUAAACCCAACAAGCGAUUGUAUUUGAAAAUAACAGUAAUUUCAUACUUUGAUUACAUUGAGACACGAUCAAGUCUCUUAUUUUAUUCGUGGGAAUACUUGGGAACAAAUUCCCUGAAUUAAACUCAUUUUUAGCUGAAUUCCUGAUGAUGGUCCUCUGUAGCUCAGCUGGUAGAGCACGGCGCUUGUAACGCCAAGGUAGUGGGUUCGAUCCCCGGGACCACCCAUACACAAAAAAAAAUUAUGCACGCAUGACUGUAAGUCGCUUUGGAUAAAAGCGUCUGCUAAAUGGCAUAUUAUUAUUAUUAUUUUACGUUUGAGAAACAUGGAUGAACGUCUAAUUCUGACAUGAGUGUGAGAGCUCGUAGGUUUAGCCACACGAUCUAACCCUGCACCUCUGUCUCUCAUGCAGAAUGACUUCGCUACUCUUGAGUCAGUGGUAGGUUGUUUACUGGAUUCAUUCAGUAUUUCUACAGACAUAUAUUCAUUACUGAUUAAUUACUGCAGCUACAAUAUUCUCCCAGUAUAUAAGACUUGUUCGGUUUCGAUACACGUAUUCCCACUGGGCACACACUGGUUGAAUCAACGUUGUUUCCAUGUCAUUUCAAUGAAAUCACGUUGAACCAACGUGGAAUAGUUGUUGAAUUGACGUCUGUGCCCAGUGGGCUGUAUCUUUUCACUGUGAUCUUGUGAUUAAUCAUGUUAACUAAUCUUGUACCGCUAAUCUUCCCAUCAAGAGUCAGAACUACAGGUCAUCUACUCCAGUGACUAUGACCUCCUUGACCUCUGUCUCUUUGACCACUGCUCCACUGACCGCUUCUCCACUGACCGCUACCCUCCAGACCACUGCCACUCCCCCCCUCUUCCUCCCUGUUCGCAUCCCUCCCUCUAACCUCCAGACCACCGCCGCUCCACCCCUCCCUCGCCCCCACCGCCUGCCCCCACUGAAGGUUCCACCGCCGACCCUGGCAUGGCCACAGACCACCCAUCUACCACCCAUCUCCACCCAGACUGAGGGAGGACAGACAGGCAACACUGACAGGACUGGAACACCUGUACUGGUAAGAAGACUGAUAAGAACCAGGCUCCCUCUCUCUCUUUCAGUCAGAUCCACACACAUGGUGUCACAUAGAGGAAAGCUAGUGUAGAUCUGUAAGAUUAUAGCUGUGCUGGAAAGAUGUUUAAAUGUUGUAUUAUGUUUCUCAGACUCUGGACACUAAUGGAGAUCAGACAGGAGAAACCAAUGAGAUUGAUUAUGAUGAGGUAGAGGAGAUUAGCAUCCUGCCUGAUGAGGAAAGGUUCCAAGUAAAGCAAGUGGAGAAGGAAGAAGUGAAGGAGAAGAAGGAACAGGAGAAUGAGACAGGGGGGGCGAAGAAAUGUCGCAAGACCAUCAAGAAG
Messenger RNA from Coregonus sp. 'balchen', 4689 nucleotides. The record is from the annotation of a GenBank genome assembly. NCBI's taxonomy places the organism in Eukaryota, Metazoa, Chordata, Actinopteri, Salmoniformes, Salmonidae.